AUGCCACAAUCCUGCGCCGACAUCCGCGCCGCCCUAGCCUUCUGUCUGCAAAACAGCGACUGCAUCCUCGUCGAGCGCCAAAAGCCCGGCGACUGUCUGCGGCCCCCGCUCAAGUACACGCUGCCCACACAAUGCCAGCAGCUGCAAAAAGGCUAUGCCGAGUGCAAAAAGGGCCUCGUCGACAUGCGCAAACGCUUCCGCGGGAACCGACCCAUUGCCGUGGCUGGGCAGCUAGAGACAGGCGCGUUUGGCAAGGGCAGGGCAGAGAAAGAUGAGAAGAUUGGCACGAUUGAGGAGAAAGGGUACAUGCUGUACGCGGGCAGGCCAUACAAAGGCGUCAAAGAGACGAAGGGGGACGAGGAUCCAGAGAACAAAGGGCUCGAGAGGUGA
Dothidotthia symphoricarpi CBS 119687 is the source of this 390-nucleotide messenger RNA. RefSeq lists its product as uncharacterized. Gene Ontology annotation, cellular component: mitochondrion. Bases 1 to 390 code for a protein of 129 amino acids. The transcript has 2 exons. Gene Ontology annotation, biological process: mitochondrial respiratory chain complex IV assembly. The record is from RefSeq and is a predicted model, not a curated record. NCBI's taxonomy places the organism in Eukaryota, Fungi, Ascomycota, Dothideomycetes, Pleosporales, Dothidotthiaceae.